CUCAUUCCCAGGUGACUGGAUCUCCCAAAUAACGGGCCAUGGAAAUGUGAAUCGUGAUAGUUCUUCUCCUUGUCCCCGGUUCCACUUCGGUGGAUUUUCAAUCAAACUGCACAAGGUACGAGUCCAACGGGCUCAACAAUCCAGGUCUCCAGAAAACUGGCUGCAGUCGAUAUCAUCGACCAAACCCAGGAAAGUUCCUUUUUGCGAAGCAGACCUUGACCUUGGGACGGCGGUGGAACUGUUGGAACUGUUAGAAGGUUCCUCUGAAGUUGGGUGGGUCCAAUGGAGCAUGCCCUUCGGGCCUUGCGGCAGCUUUCAGCAGGUGUGGGCAAUGAAGCCUGGGUCUUCAAAGCUGCUUCCUUGGUUCCAGCUGGCUGGGAGGAAACCACCACCAGUACCAGUGCUGAGCUGGUGCGCCAGGGGUCUGACAGUGAGUCAGAAGAGGAGAUACUGGACAUACAACAACAAAGUGUGAAGCUCAGCGAACUCUAUACAUGGGGCCGAGCUACCAAUUACCAGCUGGGAUAUGGUGUCAGUGGAAACGAGCAGCAAAUUCCCAAGCUGGUGCAACUGCCCAUUGGAAAGCAAGUGAUGUACUUGUCGUGCGGGCGUUUCCACAGCACAGCUGUCACUUCGUGUGGAAGUGUCUUCACCUGGGGUUUCGCUGGUGCCAGCGGUCGUUUGGGUCUGGAACAAGCCAAACGUGAAGCACGAGAAGCCGCUGUGGUGGAACCCACUCCAUUGCCACAGUUUGGACCGGGGAGGCACCACGCCACCAAGGUCGCUACAGGUCUCAACCAUACCCUGGCCAUGACUGCUGCCGGGAAGCUGUUGGUUUGGGGCUCAAAUGAACGAGGUCAACUCGGACAUGGGACCCCUGGUGAUACCGCAGUGCUUCAGCCAACAGUUUUGAAGGCAGCGCCGUGGCAAAAGCAGAAGGUAACUGAUAUCGCAACUGGUUCCCUUCAUUCACUCUGCAUCGCAGGUGAAUCGGGACAGGUGUUUGCGUGGGGCUGCAACGCUCAUGGAGCGUUGGGCCUUGGAACUCCACCCACUGGACCUUCCCACACUGCGCAGCCCCAAUGUUUACCUCACCUGAAGUCAGCCACCUUUCUGGUAGCCAAUCCCUGCGGAAAUGUGAGUUUGUGUUUGAUGAUGUCCCAUGGUGAUGCAAUGAUGUUCGGCGGCUCUCCUGUUCCUGCGAGUGAUGGCCGUUCUGUGGAUCAGCGCUUCUAUGUCCCGGCAAGGGUCCGGCGCAAGGAGCCAGAUCCUUCGCUGACUUCGUCGGAUGACUGGCAACUGCAGCGUGGCAGUCAGCUGAGUCCUUUGCGAUGGGCAACUUUGAGUGAUUCUGAAGGAUUUGGAAUCGACACGGAUGGGCUUCUUUGGGUUUGGCCUACGUCAUCUCGUCCUGCAACUGCUGAUUUAGUCUCGGUGGCGCUGAAACGAGCCGUGCGCUCAAGAUUGGCAAGUGCCAGUGGCGCCAAUGAACUGACACUGGAUCCGUCGGAUCCAAGCAACAACGAGUUUGUUUUGAUGGAAGAAGGCGAAGAUGAAGAACUGACAUUGGCAACUCAGGAGCUUCUUAUGCCGAAAUCACCCAUGCAAGCUCCAAAUCUGAAUGAAGUUCAGCAAGUGGGCAUUUCAAAUUUUGGCGUUUCGUUCAAAGCUGGAAUCAGUUGGGCUGUAGAUGACUCUGCUGGCCAUCUCUGGCAAUUGAAGCGUGCAAAGUCGAAAGACGGUUGGGCGGCUGAACGCUUUGAGUACUUGGCCCAGGUCUCAUGUUUCGCUUGUGGUCCUGAACAUCAAGCAGCUGUGACCACCUACAUGGUGCCCACAGUGCCGCGUUAUGAUUUACCACAAGACCUUAAGGCCGUUAAGGCACAAGAAUCACAAGAACAACACAGUGAUGAGACAGACACCAGGUCGGACUCCAAAGAAACCGUGGCGAAAAGGCCAGUACAAUCUCUUCAGCAGAUUUGCGAAGACAAACUCUGUGCAAAGUUGAAUCCACGUUCAUUUGGUCUGGUGUGUGACAUAGCUUGGGAGUUGAACCGGCCAGCUUUGUUGGACAGAGCCUUCCGGUUCUUGUGCGCCAACGCUCCGUUGAUGUUCUCCAAACUGCAUUUGCCUACUUUGAGCCAACUUCCUGUCGAGGUCUUGGCCGCAUUUGAGAUGGCGGCCAAAGCCAAGGUUGUUGCGGACAGCGGAGGUGCAAGUGUGGGAAGUGCUCCCAGUCGAAAGGAAAGUCGUGAGGACGUGGUUCAGAUGCAUGAAACCAACGACCUGCCGUUCGUUCGGGACUUUGGAGAUGAAUUCUCAUCCGACUUGGGAGCUCCAUUUCAGAUGGAUGACAUGGAUGAUGAGAGGAUGUUGAACGAAAUCAGCAAACUUUGCGAAAGUGGCCAGUGGUCUUCUAUUGCCUCCCAAGCUUUGUCCCUCUUAGCCACUUCCCUACCUGGCUCUGCAGCAGGAGAGGGUCUCAUUGCCGAGAAGUUGGGCUUGUCAUUUGCGCUUGACGAGCUGGAACAGGUGCAGCUGGAAGCCGACGCAGAGAAAGAGGACGCACGUCGCAAGCGUCGGGCAUCCAAUGUCUCCAGCGUCUCGCCACAGAUCGCCGCGGUACCGUCGAAGUAUGCCUCCCCGGCGAUGUCCUCCAAGUCGUCGCCCAAAUCGGCUGCCAUCUCGCCCUUCCUCCAACCUGAGAAAAGCAGCAGUCCCAUGUUGGAAGCACAGGAUCGACAGGAGUGGGUGGAGGUCAAAGGAAACUCCAGGGCUCGCAAAGAUGUUUCAAUGGCCAGUCCCAAAGUGAAAGCUUCACCAGAGCCUACACAAAUGCCACCGGCUGCGGUGCCACCGAGUCCAAAAGGUGGUAAAAAGGGUGAUAGCUCCGGGAAAGGUGGAAAAGAUGGAACGGGCAAAGGCAAGACAUCUCUGAUGUCACUGGAUGAAAGCGCUUCUUCCCGGCAUUUGAGACUGGCCGAUUUCAUCAAGCCGCAGGUUGGGAGAGGCAAAGGAAAGGGCGGAACUGAUGCGAAAAAAAGUGAGAAGAGUGAUGCAGAGAGUGGUCCUUCGGCCAUUCUUGUUUCAGCUCUGCAGUCAGCAGGGAAAGCUGAAAAAGGUGUUGAGAAUGGAUCUGCCAAAUGGGCUCUGCCCAAGGAUGAUGGAUUUAAUGGAAAUCCCAAACUCUCGCAAAUUUUGGAGGAGGACAAGGGAUCCAAGGAGGCAAAAAGGAAGCAAAGCCUCCGAAAGCCCGAAACCAAAGUGAUGACGUGCUCCUGGGGUCGUGAUGCUUUGCCAUCGGAGCAGUCCAAAAAUCAAUCCAUUGCUGAGAUCCAACAAGAAGAAGAGCUUCUUCGAGAACAUGAUGAAAUCCUGGAGAUUGAGGCCAUGUUUGCAGCGCUGGAGGUCGCCGAAAUCCAUGAGGCAUUGGAGCAAUCUCGUGCUGCGAAUGGGGAGGUCACCGGACCAAGCCCUUCGAAAGAUGUGAAAGGGCGGGCGUCUGGUCAUAAGCCCCAGGCCAAAGUUGAAGCAAAAGGACACAGGAAAAAGAAAGGGAACCCAAAUUCCAAGUCUGACUGGUGGUCCCAAGGGUGGGAUGGCUGGAAUUCUGGCUGGUGGGAGUCUGAAAAAUCGACAGCUCGCUGGCAGAAACGCCCAGCUGAGAGUGAGACUGCGCAAAGAGAAGCGUGAGCUCACGUGGACAGGCUCACACCUCCGAAUUUUCCUGCGCGUCUCUGGAAAA
This is a messenger RNA of Cladocopium goreaui, 3745 nucleotides long. The record is from the annotation of a GenBank genome assembly. NCBI's taxonomy places the organism in Eukaryota, Dinophyceae, Suessiales, Symbiodiniaceae.